Molecule: messenger RNA, 1245 nt
Organism: Rasamsonia emersonii CBS 393.64
Lineage: Eukaryota; Fungi; Ascomycota; Eurotiomycetes; Eurotiales; Trichocomaceae
Product: 2-dehydropantoate 2-reductase
Exons: 1
Coding region: 1-1245 (414 amino acids)
Biological process (GO): pantothenate biosynthetic process
Cellular component (GO): cytoplasm; mitochondrion
Molecular function (GO): 2-dehydropantoate 2-reductase activity; NADP binding
Source: RefSeq, a predicted model, not a curated record
AUGCAAGAUGUCGAAGAGAUAUCAAGGGAAACGGACAAGCGUCGCCUGUCUGGUCGAAUUCAUAUUUUAGGAUUGGGAAACGUCGGUACCUUUGUGGCACAUUCACUGGCGGCUCGAAAAUCCCCACCCCCAAUUACGCUCCUUCUACAUAACCCGGGACUUUAUGCGGAUUGGCUGGCAAGAAAAAGAUGCCUGUCUAUCAACACGAACGGGCUCGACGAUAUAAAGACGGGCUUCGAUAUCAACGUUCUGAACGACCGGACGUGGUACUCGUUACCGUAUUGGAAGCCAAACGGCGAAGCGCAUGAUGAUGUGGUCGAUGCCGAUGGGAAGCUUCAUAUCGAGGAUGUUCACGAGGACUUGCGUCAGUCUCAGGAAGACGAUGAGAAGAUUGAAUGUUUGAUCGUGGCGGUCAAGGCCCAGCAGACGGUGACGGCUCUGAAAUCCGUCAGCCACCGUCUGACGCCAGAAUCGACCGUGCUUCUACUCCAGAACGGCAUGGGAACGGUUGAGGAGCUCAAUGAGAAGGUUUUCCCAGACCCGCACCGACGGCCUCAUUACAUGAUGGGUCUUAUUUCACAUGGUCUAGCACGACAGGAACCUUUCCGGGUCUCUCACACAGGGGUGGGGACAACCAUUCUCAGUCCUCUGCCGGCGGGGGGUCGUCUCAAAGCCGGCGAAGAGAAGGAUGAGGAUUGGGCGCCAUCCACAAAAUAUCUCCUCCGAACAUUGACUCUCACGCCGCCCCUUGUGGCCGUCGCAGAGACGCCGACAGCAUUACUCCAGUACCAGCUGGAGAAGUUGGCCAUGAACUGCGUGAUCAACCCCCUCACUGUGCUUCUCGACUGCGAGAACGGCGAACUCCUCUACAACUACAACAUCACCCGCGUGAUGCGUCUGCUCCUCAUCGAGAUCUCUACCGUAAUCUGCGCCCUGCCUGAGUUGCAGGGUGUUCCGGGUAUCAACUCCCGCUUUUCGCCGGAACGAUUGCGAAAUAUGGCGGUGCAUCUGGCCAACAAGACGGCAAAGAACACCAGUUCGAUGCUCCAGGAUGUCCGGCGGGGCCAAAAGACGGAGAUUGAGUACAUGAACGGGUACAUCGUUCGCCGAGGGGAGGAAUUGGGGAUCAGGUGUGCGUUGAACUACCUGAUCAUGCAGAUGGUCAUUGGAAAAAGUGACAUUCUGACACAGAGAAAUGCCGGGGCUAUUCCGCUGGAUCUGUCGCAUCUGGAGGAGGAGGAUUGA